Molecule: messenger RNA, 938 nt
Organism: Paralichthys olivaceus (Japanese flounder)
Lineage: Eukaryota; Metazoa; Chordata; Actinopteri; Pleuronectiformes; Paralichthyidae
Gene: ift43
Product: Intraflagellar transport protein 43 homolog
Biological process (GO): intraciliary retrograde transport
Cellular component (GO): intraciliary transport particle A; cilium
Source: RefSeq, a predicted model, not a curated record
AGUGAUUAUUGGAUGGGACUCGCUCUCUCUUCCUGAUUGGCGUUACCAUGGAGAGCGUUGCUGCGUGACGCUUGGUGAUAUCCAGGAAGACGCUGGUCACAGCCAGGCGAAGCUAAGGGGAGAGACAUGGAGGAUAACUUCCAGUUUGGAGACGGUGGGGCAGUGAAAAAUGUGGCAAAGUCUGGACGAAGAGCUCGCCUCGCAGCAGAUCAGUCUUCGUUUGAGGAUUCUCGCUACAUGAGGAAGUCCUCCACCGCUGCUUCAAUGGGAGAUGUCCCCCCUCCUAAACCAGCUCGGCGGCAGGGUGGCUGGGCGGAAGAAAGCUCCGGGUCUGGAUCAGCCAAAUCUUCAAGAAGACCUGCAGCUGAGGAUCUGGAAGACCGCCGCCUGCAACCACAAACUCCCCAGGGAUCAGAUGAUGAAGGAGAUAUUCCAGUGAUUCCAGAUCUUGAAGAAGUACAGGAAGAAGACCUCACCAUGCAAGUUGCAGCUCCACCAAGCGUUCAGGUGAACCGUGUAAUGACCUACAGAGAUCUGGACAACGAUCUGAAGUAUUACUCUGCCUUUCAGACCCUAGACGGAGAGAUCGACUUGAAGCUCCUCACCAAGGUUUUAGCACCAGAGCAGGAGGUGAAAGAGGAUGAUGUGAGCUGGGACUGGGAUCAUCUGUUUACAGAGGUGUCCUCAGAGCUGCUGAUGGAAUGGGAUCAAGGAGAGAAUGAGGAGCAGGCUGCGUUGCCUGUAACAUGAGGAGAGGAGGUUUGGACUUUGAAUGGCUCCAGUGGGAACUGGGUGAAUGUCCAUUACACAGAAGGGCCAGUGACUUUGGUUAUAUUAACUGUAAUUACUGUUUGUUAUCCAGGAUAUAUAUUCUGUAAAGUGUAUACACAGCAUUUCUUGUAUUUUCCUAAAUAAAGUUCACUGUGUAGUGAACAGUG